This is a messenger RNA of Zingiber officinale, 6695 nucleotides long. Its product is annotated as chromatin modification-related protein EAF1 B-like. The transcript is spliced from 22 exons. Bases 600 to 6326 code for a protein of 1908 amino acids. Lineage: Eukaryota; Viridiplantae; Streptophyta; Magnoliopsida; Zingiberales; Zingiberaceae. Gene Ontology annotation, cellular component: NuA4 histone acetyltransferase complex. The record is from RefSeq and is a predicted model, not a curated record.
UGGGGCUCUUACAUCUCCUUGUCCCAUCUUCCCCUUCGCGACCUUCUCCUCCCUCCUCUGCUCUCGUCUUCGAUCACGAACCCUAGUAAGCCUCGAUUCCGAGGAACCUAACUGUUCUCCCCUCCCGCGAUCUCCUCGGAUUCUCGGCCUCCGGCUGUGCAAAAUCUUGGCAUUCAACUCGAUCCCUGUUGGCGCUUUCUUCCAUUCAUUCGCACGUCGAGCCCUAACCCUAGCCUAGCCAUCCAUCCGCCUCCUUAGUCCUCAGGCGAGCUCAUUCUUCCCCAAUUACCUCUUUCUGAUUCUUCUACAUUUUACUAUUUAAGUUCCGUGCUCCGGCCGACGUCAGAGAACGCUGUUUUGUUCCCUCCCUUCAGCAAGGGAGCACGACCUUUGCCUGCUACGCUGGUUUGGGCCAUUCCUUUCGAUUGAAUUGAAGUGAUCCUGGCGCGGAAAACGACUUCCAGCUCUUAAAUUUUCCUGCAAAGGAGUAGAAAUGUGUAGACCAGAGAUUGAACAAUUGGUUUAGUGAUGAUUUAGCAUCAAAUACAAGUAUGGGCAUAGCCCAGUGUUUUCUCUUCCAGUAGAUUAAAGAACAGCCCAUGGGAGGCGUUGUAGACUGUGCAUUUGGUGUAGACACCAAACUCUCACCAGGUCGUGCAGAAAUUGAGAGGGCUCAGGCUGAGCUACAGCACGAAUUUGAGAUUCAGGAAGCGCGAAGAAGGGAGCUGGAAUUUCUUGAGAAAGGUGGAAAUCCCUUGGAUUUUAAAUUUGGUCAUGGAGCUUCUGCCAGUGUACAAUCUACUUCUUUUACAGAUCAACAUGCUGAGCCAUAUGUAACCAGUGAAGCUAAAGGUAGCUUCACAUUGGAUGCUUCACCACAUGGAGAUUCAGUUGAAAGCAGUGGGAAACCUGGUGGUUCCAUGAGUCGUGAAACUAAUAUUGGAGAUAAUUUGUUGCUUUUUAAAUGGGAAAACAUCAAAGUUCAUGGAGAGAGAUAUGCGAAACAUAGAGGUAAAAGAGGUAGUGUUGCUCUGUUGGAACAAUCAUCUCAAGUUGGUGUAAAUCACAAUAUGAAAGAAACAGAUGACUCUGUUAUCUUUCGCCCUGGGGCUAAUGGACAAGCAUAUGCACGGCGUAAUAGAUCGAGAACAGCUCGUGAUUCUGGUAAUCUAAGUUUGACUGAUUCUGCUUCCCGUCAUGGCAACAAAGCUUCUGUUGCAUCGUCAAAUGCGCCUACUCCUAAGGAUAUAAAAGCCCAAGAUAGUUCUUUCUCAUCUAUUUCAAGCGCAAAGGAAGAAAAUCAAAAUUGCAUUAUUAAUGUUUUAGUGGCAGAUGAUCAAGUGGAUAUCCCUUUAGAUAUGGAGCAGAAUAAUAACACAAGCACUAACAUGACUGUAGACGAAAUGCCUGAGGAAGUGAAAGAAAUCAAGAUUACUGAAAUUAGGCAGUUAGGUGACUCCUGUAUUAAACAUUCAUCUAUUCCUGAAAAAGCUUUUAAAGAAACCUCCUCUCAGUCUUUUGCUAUUAUAGGAAAGGAUGGUCUUCUUCCAGUUAGUUUGCCUUCUACCCCAUUGGACUCUAAGGACUCAUGUGAUGUUGGAAAACUCAAUGGAUAUGAUGAAACUAAGCCCAGUUUCAAUGAGGAUGAUAUAAAAAUUAAGAAUUUUGCUGAAGGCCCAACUAGCAAAAACUUACAUUCAGAUACUAGGGACAAAAAUACUAUUGCAAAUGGUGCUGUUAACAGUGAACAUCCUCAUGAUGAUCAGUCCUUGAUGCUAAGGUCCACAAAUGGUAGAUCAGGUGGAGAUGUUAGGGAGCAGAUAACCGCUGAACAGUCUCUGCUAGAUACUAGCACUUUGAAAGAAAACAACGAGGCAUUCAAUUCUGAUGCCUCCAUUAAUGCUAAUAACAAAUCUAGGCCACUUCAUCAAGACCUUAGUGACUUAGUUGUCUGGAUGAAAGAUAAUGUUUCUGAUGGUAAAACUGUGAUUGUAAGUGAAGUCACGCCUGCUACCAACUCAGAACCUGAGAAACUGAAUGAUGAAAUCAUAUGUGAGUCAGAAAUAAAAGUGGAUAAUUCUUUAAGUCAACCAAGUUCUAUACAAAAAGCAGGUACAUGCUUGUUACUUUCCUCUGCUUCUGAAUAUGCAAAGGUCAUCCACAACAACAAAGGCUCCUUGUUGAUCACUGUCCUUCAAACUUCCACUGCAGAUCAAAAAAAGGCACAUGAAGAUGCUAUACUAAAAGAAGCACAAUUAAUAGAGGCAAGGCUUAAAAAGGCUGGAGAACUAUCCGUUAGUAGUAUGUAUCUUGAGAAGCAUCAUAAAUGUCACUGGGAUUUUGUGCUUGAAGAAAUGGCAUGGAUGGCAAAUGACUUUAUGCAGGAGCGAUUAUGGAAGACUACAGUUGCUUCUCGAAUUUCUAGAUUAAUUGCUUCUUGUGGUCAAGCGAAGUUCAGACAGGAAAACUUAUUGUGCAAGCAAAAAAGUACUGCUAGAAGUUUGGCUAAGUCUGUUAUCAAUUUUUGGCAUACAGCUAAGCUUAUUUGUAAUGACAAGACAACUAAUGGAAAAGAGUUCAAAUCAGAUAGUAUUAGGGCAUCAGAUGCCAACGAGGCUAAAGUGAAGAGAGAGCAGGUUCAAGAUUCUGUCAUGGAUUAUGCAGUUAGGUUCCUGAAACAUAAUGGCGACACAUCAUGUCACUCUACCUUGGUAGAAGCACCUACAACUCCUGACUGCCAAAAUGGUCCAGGCAUUUUGGUAAUACCUUCAGAAGGCAAACUUUUUGAAGAAAUAUUUUUCUAUGAAGUUCCUCAUGGUGCGAUGCAAGCAUACAGAGAAGCCAUGGAAACCCAAUGGAUGGAUUACAAAGUGACCAUUAUUACUUUCAAGCAUUCCAAUUUUGAUAUUAUGGUGAAGAAACCCUUACUGUCAUUGUAUUUCGAUAUAGCUGAACAUGGAGAGGAUGUAUAUGAAGAAGAGGAAGGUGAAACUGGCACUUAUCUUCUGCCUGUAAAAUUUGAAGGUGGCCUGUCAUCAAGGCUUGCUCACAAGAACAGAAAGCAUACGAGGCAAAAAUCCAGUGCCAUGAGACACAAUGGAGAUGGUGCUUAUUUUUCUUAUAAACCUUGCUCAGAACGCAAAUCGGGAAAUCAACCUUUUAUAUCGACCGGGAAAAGAAAUUCAAGUACCUUUCAUGUGGGUUCAUUUCCAACAAAACGUGUGAGGACAGCUAGUAGACAGCGAUUUGUCAGUCCUUAUCCUUCUGGAGCUCUUGUGCCAUUGCAAAUGACUAGUAAAACUGAUGCAUCAAGUGAAGACACAAGUUCUUUCCUAGAUGAUCAGAGUUCAUUACAUGGUGGACCUAUGGCUAGGAAAAACAUGGGAGUUGAAACUAUUGCAGACUUUGACAGGCAGUUGCCAUUUGAUGGUGAAAUUUCAUCAAAAUCUAAGAAAAAGAAGAAGAAACCGAAGCAUUUAGGAUAUAAGAAUUCGCUAAAUAUGGGCGAACCUGGUCUUUUGGUUCUUCCUGAAAAGCAUGGUUCAAUUCGGUCGUCAUAUGAGCAAAGGUUGCAAACUGACUCUACAAUUCAGCGUGAACAGAAUUCUAAAAGGAGAAUGGAAUCUCAAAAUUUUGAUUCAAAUGUAAACACAGUUUUUGGGCAACAUGCUGCCAAGAAGCCCAAAGUAUUGAAGCAAAUGAUUGAGGGAUCUCCUGAUGGCCUUAUCCCUUUUGCUGGGUCAUUGCCUUCACCGGUAGCUUCCCAGAUGAGCAAUAUGUCCAACUCAAAUAAGCUUCUCAAAAUCAUAGCUAGCAGGGAUCGUGCCAGAAAGUGUACCACAUUAAAGAUGGCUGCUGGACAAUCUGGACCUGGAAGUCCAUGGUCAAAUUUUGAGGAUCAGGCACUUGUUGUCCUUGUACAUGAUUUGGGUCCAAAUUGGGAGCUAGUCAGUGAUGCAAUGAACAGCACGCUCCAGUUCAAGUGUAUAUUCCGGAAACCCAAAGAAUGCAAAGAACGACACAAAUUUUUGAUGGACAAAAGUGCAGGUGAUGGAGCUGAUUCUGCAGAAGAUUCUGGCUCAUCACAACCUUAUCCAUCCACUCUGCCAGGCAUUCCAAAGGGAAGUGCACGGCAAUUGUUUCAGCGUCUUCAGGGACCAAGGGAAGAGGAUAUAUUGAAGACACAUUUUGAGAAGAUUAUUUCACAUAGGCAGAAGCUUUCUUCCUGUAGUCGCCAGAUUGGUAAUCAGGAACCAAAACAAAUUACAACAGCUCAUAGUUCUCAUGUAGUUGCUCUUUCCCAAGUAUGCCCAAACAACUUGAAUGGAGGGAUCUUGACGCCACUUGAUUUUUGUGAAUCAAUGUCUUCAAGCCCAGAUGUCUAUUCACUUGCAUAUCAGGGGCCUCACACUGGUAGCUUAGCAGUCCCAAGCCAUCAGGGUCCUGUUACUUCUGCCCUUGCCACAUCGAGUUCUACAAUGUUACAAGGGUCUACUGGUCUUGUCCUAAGUAGUAGCUUACCUUUAACAUCUGGUCCGUUGAAUCCCUCUUCUAGGGAACCCCAGAGGUUUGGUGUGCCAAGACCAUCUGCAGUUUCUGUUGAUGAUCCACAAAGAAUGCAGCAAUAUAGCCAAAUGAUUCCAGGAAGAAAUCAUCAGCAACCGAAUGUGUUAUCUGGGACUUUACCAAUGGGAGCUGACCGUGGUGUUCGAAUGUUGCCUGUUCCUGGUGGUAUGGGGCUGAUGUCUGGGAGAGGAAUUCCAAUGCCAAGGCCAACAUUUCAAGGAAUAAGUUCCCCUGCCAUGUUGAACAUGGUCACGAGUGGAAACAUGGUUUCAAGUGGUUCACAUGGAAUUCAAAACCCAGUCAAUGUUCAUCCAAGUGCUGUAUCUAGCCAAGGAAACUCAACGAUGCGGUCACGGGAUCCCUUGCAAAUGAUACGGCCCGGUCAAAGUCCUGAUGAACACAGACAGAUGAUGCAAGAAAUGCAGAUGCAAUCCUCACAGACAAAUGGGCAGCCUGUAUCUCCUUUCAAUGGUAUUAGUGCCUCCUUCCCUAAUGCAACGACAGUUCCUGCAUCAGCUCAAACAUUUCCAGUUCAGCAACACCAACAACCUCAUCAAAUGAUGCAGCAACAACCCCACAUACUUGGUAACUCUCACCCUCACAUCCAAGGCACAAACCAUUCAAGCUCUCAUCAACAGGCAUAUGCCAUGCGAGCUGCGAAAGAAAGGCAACUGCAUCAACGGAUGAUACCUCAACUGCAACGUCACAUCUCUGGACCAAAUGUAGUACCGCCUACUCAAACUAAUGCGCAAGUCCAAUCUCAGUCACCGUCAUCUUCUCCUGUGCUUCCAGUCUCUUCACAAGGUCAACAGAAACAGCAAAACAUAUCAAGGAACCCAUCAUCUGGAAUGCCAAAUCAGAUAAACCAAAGGCAAAGGCAACAGCUUCAACAAAAUCAGCCAAGACAACAACAACAACAACAACAACAACAGCAAAGACAACCCUCACAACAGCAGGCCAAACUUAUGAAAGGGCUAGGCAGAGGAGGCAUGUUAAUUAACCAUAACUUAUCAGCGGAUUCCUCUCAAGUAAGUGGCUUUUCAACAGCUUCAAAGAAUCAACUUUCUGAUAAAAACAUCUUGCAACAAAGCCAAGGUUUUUUCCCUGCUAGCUCAGGUCUGAACCCAACUUCGAACCAACCUGGAAAUCAAGCAAAUAUCUACCUUCAUCCACUUCCACAAUCUACAAAGCAACCAUCACCAGUUUCUGAUACAAGCAAUCAGGGCUCAACUCAAAAUUCACCCAGACAUAGCAUGUUAAUGCCUCAGCAAGCUCCUGUCCCAUCUGUUUCUCUAGUUAAACAACAACAGUCUCAGCAUCGCUACUUGAAUCAAUCUCAACCUGGCAUUCAGAGAAUAUCAGUUCAGCAAAAUCGUCACAUCAACUCUGAUAGGACGACACAUGCAUCAACUGAUCAGGAUUCAGUUGCUCAGGUGGUUACAAGUGCAUCAAUUGCUCAGUGUGCUGAUUCAACUUCUUCUGUGGUUUCAUCAUCAACUCAGUGGAAUCCAGAGCCAUUAUACGAUGAGGAUGCACCUAAUCCAACAAGGUAUGUGGUUAGCUCAGCACAGGAAACUGUUAUGGCGAGUGACACUUUAGUACCUUCUUCAAGUCAGGGUUUAUCACAUCAAUUAUCUGGAGAUAUGUCAGUGCAUGGUAAUAUCAAUGGGGGACAGUGGCAGCAGCAACAACUAAAACAUCAAUCUCAGCAGCAGCAUGAGCAACAGCUUUCUCGGAAUUCAGAUUUGGGAGCUGGGUGAUUGAGUAUUAGUACUUGGACCUUCCCUUCCAAGACAGUCUCCAACUCUUAUGUAGCACUAGUGUACAGAUUUGCAGGUAGUGAAGGAUGAGGAACGCUGCCUGUGCUCUUUCAUUCUUAUUUGGUGUUCAGUUUAUCAAGGGACAGGCACAAUUUGCGCAUUGCGUUCUCAAAUGUAGGCUUCACACACCAACUCGAUCAAAAUACUCUAGCAUGCAGGACAGAAAUGUCUGUCAUUGUAAGCCAAAAUGCUUUUGUAGUUAUGCAUUGUAAUUGGGCAUUCAAUUAAAUUUUGUGCCCAUCACAUUCUUGUCCGUGUAGUACAGUUGUUGGACCUGCUUAGUGAGUGCAAAUGAAAAUUUGUAUAGAA